This is a messenger RNA of Drechmeria coniospora, 813 nucleotides long. RefSeq lists its product as uncharacterized. Lineage: Eukaryota; Fungi; Ascomycota; Sordariomycetes; Hypocreales; Ophiocordycipitaceae. Bases 1 to 813 code for a protein of 270 amino acids. The transcript has a single exon. The record is from RefSeq and is a predicted model, not a curated record.
AUGGACAACGAGGUGCCUCGCGAGAAUCCAGUGGAAGGGGAGAGGUCCGGCCCACGAGCGGAGGGACAUGACCUCCGACGAGCACCGUGGGCAAUGUGGGUUCUCGCAACCCAGGUCGGCUCGUGUGGCUGCCGUCGUCCGUCGCGGCCAAGCAUGACGGCGAGGUGCCAUGUCGAGGAGGGGCACACGAGGCAGAGGGAGGAGGUCCGGCUCACGAGCGGAGGGAGGGCCUCUCAGCACCGAGGCCAAGGACAGCUCGGCGUGCUCGGGGCAGGGCCGGUGCCGGCGGAGAGCCUCUCGGCGUCGAAUCCGGUGCCGUCAGUGCUGGCGGAUGGUCAGGGUGCCGGCCCAGGGUGCCCGCAGGAAGAGAGGUCAAGGGCGGAGGGCUUCGACGGCGCCGCAGGAAGAAUGCCACUCGUCCACACGCCUGGCCGUCGAAUCCUAUGCGGAACCGCACUCCAGGCCGACCAGGUCGGCCGUCGAUUUAUUUGCUUCCGUGGACGACGUCAAGGUCACAGGCCGGCGAGAACAUGCUUUGACGGCGCCGCAGGAAGAGUGCAGGUCGUCCACGAGCCUGGCCGUCGACGACAUCCAGUCCCGUCGGUGCUGGCGGAUGGUCAGGGUGCCCGCCAGUCGUCCACGAGCCUGGCCCGCACUCCAGGCCGACAAGGCCCGCCGUCAAUCUCUUUGCUUCCGUCGACGAAAUCCGGUCCUGUCGGUGCUGGCGGAUGGUCAGGGUGCCGGCCCAGUGUGCCCGCUGGAGGAGACGUCAAGGGCACAGGCCAGCGAGAACAUGCUUUGACGGCGCCGUAG